AUGGUCAACUCUGGCAUUGCACUUCUGGCUCUGGCUGGGCCAGCCUUGGGUGGCAUUGUGCCAAACAAGGGCAAUGACGAGGGUCAUUCUGGUUACCCUGGUCACACCCCUCCCACCAAGUGGCCAGCCACUGCUGAGCCUCACUGGGUCACCAGGACGGCAACGUACUUGACCACAACCUGCCCAGUUUCCCACACGAAAGUCACUUCUGGAACCAAGACUUUGACUAUUCCUAUCACUCUGACUAGUACAAUCACUGUGACUACCACUACCGUUGAGGACUCGAACACCGAGACUCGAGUGGUCGUGCCCACUGGAACUGUGCCUAACCAUCCUCUGGUUCCGACUUCUGUCCCGACUUCUGUCCCGACUUCUGUCCCGACUUCUGUCCCAACUCAAAACGCGACUUCAAUCCCGACUUUUGUCCCGACUCAAAACGCGACUUCUGUCCCGACUUCAGUCCCGACUCAAAACGCGACUACUAUUGUGCCACCUCCAAAGGUUGUCCCAACGGGUGUCCCCGGCCAGAACACUACUGUUGUCCCACCCCCCAGGCCCGCUCCUUUCACCAACAGCACUGUUCCUCCCCCUGUGCAGCCAGUUCCUGUUGCCCCUGGACAGCCUACAGCUCCUAGCCAGCCUUCUGUCCCUGGUCAGCCCUCUGUUCCUGGCCAGCCUUCUGUCCCUGGUCAGCCCUCUGUUCCAGGCCAGCCUUCUGUUCCUGGCCAGCCCUCUGUUCCCGGCCAGCCUUCUGUUCCCGGCCAGCCCUCCGUUCCCGGCCAGCCUUCUGUUCCCGGCCAGCCCUCUGUUCCCGGCCAGCCCUCUGUUCCCGGCCAGCCUUCUGCUCCCGGCCAGCCUUCUGCUCCCGGCCAGCCUUCUGUUCCUGGCCAGCCUUCUGUUCCCGGCCAGCCCUCUGUUCCCGGCCAGCCUUCUGUUCCUGGCCAGCCCUCCGUUCCCGGCCAGCCUUCUGCUCCCGGCCAGCCUUCUGUUCCUGGCCAGCCUUCUGUUCCCGGCCAGCCCUCUGUUCCCGGCCAGCCUUCUGUUCCUGGCCAGCCCUCCGUUCCCGGCCAGCCUUCUGUCCCUGGUCAGCCCUCUGCGCCUGAGCAGCCUUCUGUUCCUGGCCAGCCCUCUGUGCCUGAGCAGCCCUCUGCUCCUGAGCAGCCCUCUGUUCCUGGUCAACCCACUGCCGUCUCGCCGCCGCCAGCUGAGACUGCUCUCACUGGCUCUGCUUCCCAGUUCGAGCCUGCCGCCGGUCUCCUGGCUGGUAUCUGGGUUGUCAUGCUCAUGCUUUAG
Messenger RNA from Aspergillus fumigatus Af293, 1293 nucleotides. It is a transcript of the gene cspA, whose product is annotated as putative cell surface protein. Lineage: Eukaryota; Fungi; Ascomycota; Eurotiomycetes; Eurotiales; Aspergillaceae. The record is from RefSeq and is a predicted model, not a curated record.